Molecule: messenger RNA, 1864 nt
Organism: Micropterus salmoides (largemouth bass)
Lineage: Eukaryota; Metazoa; Chordata; Actinopteri; Centrarchiformes; Centrarchidae
Product: adhesion G-protein coupled receptor G2-like
Exons: 11
Coding region: 227-1627 (466 amino acids)
Biological process (GO): adenylate cyclase-activating G protein-coupled receptor signaling pathway; cell surface receptor signaling pathway
Cellular component (GO): membrane
Molecular function (GO): G protein-coupled receptor activity
Source: RefSeq, a predicted model, not a curated record
CACUGGCAUCAAGCUCAACGAAACUGCAGGAAUCAGCUUCAACCUGAGCUCAACUGCAAGCAGUUCAACCGCUGAUUUUGACUUAGCAACCAAAGGACCAGGAGUCAGUUUAACAACUACAGCUAACACUACCCUUGAAUAUAAAGCCACAACUUCUUCCACAACCCCUACAGCUACUACAACUAUCCAUGGCACACUUUUGCCCCAGAUUAACACUACUACUGCAAUGGUUUCCUCUAAUUCUUCUACAACAACUCUCCAAACCACCACCCUUACCAGCACAACCACAACCAUCCCUGAGACAGCUAAAAGCCAAGAUGCCCAGGAGGAAAAGGCAAACGAGCUGCUGAAUCAAACACAGGAUGCAUCUCAGCUCAACUCUUUUCAGGUCGCACAGUUGGUGGGGGAGUUGGAGAAAUUUCUGGAGGGCCCCACUGUCUCCCAGGCAGUGGGACAAAAGGUCAUCAAUGUAAUCAGCAACCUGAUGGGGGCUGACUCAGUGGCACUCUCUGCAUCUGCUAACAGGCUGAUUCAAAUGGUAGAUGCUGUGGGUCUUAAGCUGGUUGUCACAGGUGACGGAGAGAUCGUCUCUUCAGAUUCACUUGUUCUGACAGUGAGGACGGUUGAUGGGACCAACUUUCCAGCAACAUCUGUCGACAUUUUCAACACUGAUAAUGUCCAGCUCCAGACCUUCAGCAGAUCCCGGUCCAAGAGGUUGCCGUCUGCUCUUGGGUCUGUAUUCAUGCCCUCCUCCCUCACCUCGGGUCUCAGUCCUGAGCAGCAGCAGCAGGCCAGCAGGAUCCAGUUCACUUUCUACACCAAAUCUAUCCUCUUCCAGGAUGCAACAUUAGAUAACCAAACCCUUGUAAGUCCAGUCCUGAGCUCUAGUGUGGCCAAUCUGUCAAUAAGCAACCUGUCUGAGAACAUUCAGUUUACCAUCCAAAACAUUAAACCCAUAAAUGCAAACUACGUGGCCUCCUGUGCAUUCUGGGACUUCACUCAGAACGGUGGUGGAGGAGGUUGGAGCUCUGCCGGCUGCUUUGUUGUCAACGUCACAGCGGAAGACACAACCUGCAGCUGCAACCAUCUCACAUCUUUUGCAAUAUUGCUGGAUUUGUCCAGAGAGGGAAUAACUGACCGCCAGCAGGCACAAAUUCUUACUUUCAUCACCUACAUCGGCUGUGGGAUCUCUGCUGUUUUUCUUGCUGUCACUCUACUGACAUAUAUUUUAUUUCAAAAACUGCUCCGGGAUAUCCCUGCCAAGAUUCUGGUUCAGCUCUGCAUGUCCCUUCUUCUCCUCAACCUGGUCUUCUUGCUGGAUGGCUGGCUGGCGCUGUACCCAGCGAUCGGGCUGUGCAUUAGCACUGCCUUUUUCCUGCACUACUUCCUGCUGACAUCAUUCACCUGGGCGGGGCUUGAAGCCCUGCACAUGUACCUGAGCGUCAUCCAGGUGUUCACUCCCUACCUCAGCAGAUACAUGCUCAAGUUCUCACUGAUGGGCUGGGGGAUUCCUCUUAUAGUGGUGAUCAUUGUAAUAUCAGUGGACAAAGACAACUACGGCCUGGUCACGUAUGGAAAAUACACAGACGGCACUUCAGAUGACUUGCAAGUUAUGCUUAAAUUUUAAUAACCUUUUGUAAACACAGCAUUUGAGUUUUGUUAGAUUUGAGUUAGAUUUUUUUUCAACCAGCCAUAACAGAGCAAUCACUAAAAUACUUUUCCAGUAGCCUGGAUGUGUGUUAAUAAGUUUGUUUUUAACGUGUCUGCAAUUAUAUUAGAUUGGCCCAAAGGGUCUUCUUUUAUUUUGGUCAAAGGGUAGAGAAUUGGCCAACAUAGGCCAUACAUCUAAUAAAUGUAUCCAGUA